AUGGCAUAUGGGGCCGAAGCCAUGAGCCCAUUCGAGGUGGGCCUUUCUUCGCCUCACAACCUACAAUUCAACGAAGUAUCCAAUGAUGAGAUAAGGCAAUGCGAGCUCGAUUUCCUUGAAAAAAGGAGAGAUGAUUCACAAAUAAAAUUGGCCUCAUAUCAAAGAAAAAUGGUAAGGUACUACAACGUCAAGGUCAAGAAGAAAUUAUUCAGAAGAGGCGAUCUAGUGCUCAGAAGGAUCUUUCUGUCUUUAAAGAAUGGAUACAAUCAAAUUUGUAUAGAUGAGGAAGAUAUACACAAAACUGCCUUUAGAUGCCUUGGAUCUCUAGAUGAGGAAGAUAUACACAAAAAUUAUCAGAAUUUGAAGAAGAAACUUGAUGCAUCGAAUGGAGCGUAG
Fraxinus pennsylvanica is the source of this 396-nucleotide messenger RNA. The record is from the annotation of a GenBank genome assembly. Lineage: Eukaryota; Viridiplantae; Streptophyta; Magnoliopsida; Lamiales; Oleaceae.